This is a messenger RNA of Dovyalis caffra, 1470 nucleotides long. NCBI's taxonomy places the organism in Eukaryota, Viridiplantae, Streptophyta, Magnoliopsida, Malpighiales, Salicaceae. The record is from the annotation of a GenBank genome assembly.
AUGGUUUUUCGGGUCUUGUUAGCUAAAGUGAAAGCCUUCGUUAUGGGAGAGGAGGAGCCCAAUAAAGCUGAAUCUGCGGCAGCCUCUCUGCCUACAGCUGAAGAGCAUGGACCUGUUAAAGAAGAGAAAGAAGCCCCUCUAAAGGAUGCUGUUAAUAAGAAGAGCUUGGCCCCAGUUUCUGAAAAGGUUGCGGAUCCACCUGCUGAUGCAAAAAAUUCAAGAGGGUCAAGUGAUAGAGAUGCUGUGCUUGCAAGGGUUGAAACGGAGAAAAGAUGUGCUCUAAUUAAAGCAUGGGAAGAAAAUGAGAAAGCUAAAGCCGAGAACCAGGCUCACAAACAAAUCUCUGCCAUUGGAUCGUGGGAGACAACCAAGAAAGCAUCUGCGGAGGAAAAAAUAAAGAAGUUCGAGGAAAAAGUGGAGAGGAAGAAGUCUGAAUAUGCAGAGAAAAUGAAGAACAAAGUAGCCGAACUCCACAAGGCAGCUGAGGAGAAGAAAGCAAUGAUUGAAGCAAAAAAAGGUGAAGACUGUCUCAAGGUAGAGGAAACUGCAGCGAAAUUCCGAGCAUCUGGGCAUACACCAAGGAACUUUCUCGGAUGCUUUAAUAGUAACUGGGAGAACAUGUGUUACGUUACCCAAGUUGUGACAAGGACGGAGUUGAAAUUGAUAUUUUCUUCUGUGUUAGCUGAAGUUUCUACAGUUUGGAAAAAAAGAAAGAAAGAAAUUACUAGGAAGGUUAGUUACUCAUUUGGUGUGUCUGCAGUUCUGAAGAACUUGCCACCUUCUGAUAUUUGUACUGUUCAUUUUAGAUUCAUUAGAACAAACAAUAUGGGUUUCACUGGGACCUUAGAGAAAUGCAAGGCCUGUGAUAAGACUGUUUAUUUCGUCGAAUUGGUUUCUGCUGAUGGAGUUCCUUAUCAUAAGAAGUGCUUCAAAUGCAGCCACUGCAAUGGUCUUCUUGUGAUGAGCAGCUAUUGCUCAAUUGAUGGAGUUUUAUACUGCAAACCUCAUUACGACCAGCUCUUCAAGGAAACUGGCAAUUUGACCAAGAAAUUCCAACCCUCUGGAGAGAAGAAAAAUGGCCUGACAAAGGCCCCAAGCAAACUUUCCUCCAUGUUCAGUGGCACCCAAGACAAAUGUGCAUUCUGCAAAAAAACUGUAUACCCAUUAGAGAAGGUGACUGUGGAGGGAGAAUUCUAUCACAAGUCCUGCUUCAGGUGUUCUCAUGGGGGUUGCUAUAUCUCACCUUCGUCCUAUGCUGCUCUUGAUGGCAUCCUAUACUGCAAGGCCCACUUCGCUCAAUUGUUUAAGCAGAAGGGAAGCUACAGUUAUCUCACCAAAACUGCCACAAUGAAGAAAAACGCAGUAGAUUUGCCAGAAGAAAACUCUGAAGCAGAACAAAACAAUGCAACGGUGCCAGAAGCAAAAGGAGAUACUAACUCUGAUUUAGCCAUUGCACAAGAGACAUCGUAA